ACGGCCAGGCCAAAGAAAAAAAAAGCCCACAUGAGAAAAUUUCGGUGCAUUAUAUUUUCUGUUGCGUCGACGCAGAAUCGAGAGCUUUUGUGUCUUCGAGUCGAGAGCGCAAAGGUGCCGUGACGUGGAAUCACGUGAGUUUGCGUUCACUGCCGUUCCCGUUGUAUUUGUCGUGGGUGUUGGGCGCACGAUAGAUACUCGGUUGUGGUCACUCACCGUGCUUGCGGCUGGCGGCUUGUGUAGCUUCGCAUACGCUCUCUUGUUGUUGGGUUCCUCAUCAACAUCGACGUCGACGUGUACACAUUCGUGGUAGCAACUGGUAUCUGGAACCGAUAAACGCACAAAAGGGGUACCUAUAUCUCGCUACCAGCAUCUCCGUGUCCGACGCCCUUACUCGACCCAUCACCUCCACCUCCACACCCCAACAACAUCAAAAUGGAAUGUCCACCGCCACAACUACUCUUCCCCGCCCUACCCCCCGAACUCCGCAAUGAAGUCUACACGCACCUCUCCACAGGCUCUCCCUCGACGCCCCCAACCACCGCCGGCAUCCCCCUGCAGCUUAAAACCCACGUCUGCAAGCACACGCGCGUGCAAAUCAGCGCCGUGCACCACGGCUGCGCAGCUCUACUCGCCCUCCCCGUGCAGGAAGCGCGCGAGUACAGCGCACACCUCCUCUCGCAGGUGGAGCUGCGCAUCGGGAUUGUGUUCAGGGGGCGGGGCCAGACGUUUGUGCAAAGCGACUGGGACGCGCGGAUGGCGGCGCAUUUGAAAAAGUUGGCCAAGCGGUAUCGGUGGCUGGAGAAGGUUGCUAGGUACGAGGUUCAUGUGUUAUGGGAUGCGGCGGAUGGGGUGCUGCGGAGUAAGGGGGGGAAGAGAACUGUGGGGGGCGUUGUGAGGGGGAUGGUGAGGACGGUUACGGGACUUAAGGGUGGGGAUGUGAGGGGGAGGAGGGGCGAUUUGAGGGUUUGUCUGAGGGUUGAGGAUUGGAUUGCGGUUGAGCGUGCACGGUCGGGGGUGAGCCUUGGGCUGGGAGAUUUUCUUGUGGAAGAGCAGGGGUGGGAUGGGCAGCGGAGGGAGGUGUGGAUGGAGUCUCGUUCGGAGAAAAUCAACGAGGCUGGCUGUGGAGAGUUUGUACCGGUCCCAUCUGAGAAUAGGGAAGAGAAAGCAUUGCUGGUUGCUGAAGGAGAGUCGGUAGACUGGAUGAGUCUGGGAAAGGCGAAGUUGGUGAUGAGGAAAGAUGUUGAGCCGGGGAAUUCGGUUGAGGUGACCCUUGGAGACACAAGUGACGAGAGAGGCGCAGAUACUAGUGUUGUUCUGCGAGCGCUCGUAGAGGAGUGCAUGGGGAGAGGGUGAUGUUCAAACAUGUCAAAAUUCAAAAGAUCAUACCAUGCU
Molecule: messenger RNA, 1395 nt
Organism: Dothidotthia symphoricarpi CBS 119687
Lineage: Eukaryota; Fungi; Ascomycota; Dothideomycetes; Pleosporales; Dothidotthiaceae
Exons: 2
Coding region: 436-1356 (306 amino acids)
Source: RefSeq, a predicted model, not a curated record